GUUUCUCACAUUAGCUAUCACUCACAACCGCUUGAUGGGAAUUUGAUUCAGUCUGAACAAAGGGAUUCGUCUCCGAUGUUCCUUUAUUGAUCCAUCGCCUAACAAGAAAAAUGGAUUUGAGGCCUAAAGGAUCUGCUGUUUUUUUCGUUCUCCUGGUUCUUUUCUCACUCGGCAAGUUCAGCGAAGCGCAAAACCUUUGCUCGGUGCCAGGUAAUUUGCCGUUAAUUCUUGUUUUGGAAAACAACAAAAUUGGAGACGUAGUUACGGAGCUCAUUGUUCAGGAUGGGGUGAUGGCCAGUAUCACUAGUCAAGAUCCAGAGGGUUUCUUCAGCAUCAGGGAAAACAAUCUCGUUGCUGAAACUGUGCUGGACUAUGAGACAUUUAACCCGGAUAAACCCCACGAGGUGAAUAUUGCGUGUACAAAACCUGGCUCUUCCUUUACCCUGAAUGUGAAAAUAGCUGUUGAGGAUGUAAAUGAUAACCCACCGGUAUUUACACAGAGUCAAUACUCGCUAAAAGUCGAUGAGUUAUCGAAAGUGGAUACCAGCGUUGGCCUAAUCACAGCAACCGAUCCUGAUAAAAAUGAUAGACUCUACUACCAGCUCGAUUCUCCUGAGGGAGAAUUUGCCCUGGAGACCAGUUUCAAUCCAAACAUCCUGGUUAAGACACUUCUGGAUUAUGACAAAGUUAAAGAAGUCACAAUGACGCUAUACGUGCAGGACACACCGAUUGGAUCUACGGCUGAAGUUUCCCACACUGCCUCAACCACUGUUGUAGUCAGUAUCAUAGACAUUGACAAUCGUCCACCGUGGUUCCAGCCAUGCACAGAAACCGAGUUUGGCACAAGCAAAGUGUGUGUGAGCUCUGGUUAUGAAGGGAACGUGCCCUUAAAUGAACAAAUGACAGAUCCUUUGUCCUUGAAGCCAGGUCCGCUCAUGGCCAUUGAUGGUGACAAAGGCAGGAACGAGCCCAUUGGUUACGCAUUUCUUGCAGGAAAUGAGAAUAACAUAUUUAAAAUCGACUCUGACACCGGAAGCAUCACAAUGCAACGACCAGUAGAUGUGUCAGGACCAAUUGUCCUUACAGUCAUGGCAUUUCAGAAAGAGAACGCUGAUCAGUUUGCCACCACUACAGUCAUCCUGACUGUGGUGAUAACCAGCAAGUUCCCUCCAACAUUUGUGAAGUCCAGUUAUGAAGGCUUUAUCUCAGAGGAUGCGGGGGUGGACAGCCUGGUCCUGGAGAGCAAAACAUCCAACAGACCCCUCAGAGUACAGGCCACAGACGAAGACUUUUCUAAUGGCUAUAAUCCUAACCUCAGAUUUGAGAUUGUUGAUGGCGCUGACUUCUCAAUCACUCCAGAGGGUUUCAUACUCAUGGCAUCGACGGUUUCCCAAGGCACUGUAAAUUUAGAAAUGAGGGUGGUUGACACAACCAAUGACGAAUCAAGCACUGCUUCUCUCACGGUUGAGGUCACUCCAGGGGUUCCCACUACCACUCCUGCUACCACUAUCGUGACUUCUCCCGUUAUCACAACAGAUAGCACUGCUAACACAAAUCUAACAGACAUCAGCACUGCCACCUCGCACCCAGGCGUCACCACAACUACGCCCCUCGCCCCCACCACAGGGGGACAGCCGCUGAAGACAGGUGAGUUCAGUUCGGGCGAUAUGGCGGCAGUAGGGGCCUCUCUGGCCGUGGUUAUCGUUCUCUGCUUGGUUUGCAUUGGACUGAUGGUGCACCGCAUCAAGGGCCAUAACGCAGACUGGAAGAAGCUCUCUGAAGCUAGUGUCUUCCGGAGCACGCUCGGUGGAGGCUCAGGUGGUCCUAAAGAGGGUGUGCAGUACAGUAAUGAGGGCUUCCAGCACGAUGAUGAUUCUGGGAGUCUGAACAGCAAGUUAGCUGCAGACCUGGAGAACAAACUGGAGUCCGGACUCAAGCCGCAGCAGAGACGCGGGUCAGAGCAGAAGACGAUGACCCCCAGCGCCGUUCUCCAGACCACCAGCAGUCCUCCACCCGACACCAGCAGCCUGGCAGAAACCAUCGACAGCGAGAAGGAAGUCAAACCGAUCCUGACCAAAGAGCGGCGCAAUGAGGAGGGCUACAAAGCCGUUUGGUUCAAGCAAGAUAUUGACCCCAACACCAAAGAGGAAGUGGUGAUCAUUCCCGACACCGGUGAAGUGGAUGGAGACCAUGAGGAAGAUGAUGACAGCGAGAGUGAAAACAGGUCUGGCCUGGAUUCUGAUGAUGACGAAGGACUGACGUCAGACUUGUAGACUGUUCCUCCGCAAGGACUUGAGUUGAGCUCAAAUGUAAGACACUUUAGUAUAGUGGGAACUUCCUUAUAAGUUAGUUCAUUUAUGUUUCCUUUGUCAUAUUCCUUACUAGCGCUGGGUAUCGUUUCAAAUUUUUCCAUACAGAUAGCCGAUAUCCCAUAACCGAUAACAAACCGAUAUCUUUGUUUCGCGUAGUCUGAAAGUUCGGAAAACACAAGGACUUAAGUUGAACUAAGUGUUAGAAACUUUAGCACAGUAGGAACUUUAAAAGAUUAAUUUAUGUGUUUUUACAAAUGUUUUUCUUUGUCAUAUUCCUGGAUAUCGUUGAAAAAAAACUAUUCCAUACCGAUAUCGGUACUUAAAUUAUACUUUUUUCGAUGCCAGUUUACAAAGUUUAUUUUGACAAGAUUACAUUAUCUCUAUAUAUGACUUUGCUUUUAUUUUUCAACUUGUUGACGUUGAUACAUACUCAAGGACUGUCACUGCCCAAAGGAACAAAAUGUAACCAACACAAUAAAUCAGUGCAAAUACUUUCA
This is a messenger RNA of Puntigrus tetrazona (Sumatra barb), 2809 nucleotides long. RefSeq names its product cadherin-related family member 5b (gene cdhr5b). The transcript has 15 exons. Gene Ontology annotation, molecular function: calcium ion binding; cadherin binding. Bases 111 to 2273 code for a protein of 720 amino acids. Gene Ontology annotation, cellular component: plasma membrane; catenin complex; adherens junction. The record is from RefSeq and is a predicted model, not a curated record. Gene Ontology annotation, biological process: calcium-dependent cell-cell adhesion; homophilic cell-cell adhesion; cell-cell junction assembly. NCBI's taxonomy places the organism in Eukaryota, Metazoa, Chordata, Actinopteri, Cypriniformes, Cyprinidae.